AUGAACUACAUGGGGCAGCUGGCGGAGACUGUGUUCGGCACGGUGAAGGGCCUGUACCGGGGCCUGAACCCGGCCACGCUGAGUGGGGGCAUCGAUGUGCUGGUGGUGAGGCAGGUGGACGGCUCCUUCCGAUGCUCGCCCUUCCACGUGCGCUUUGGCAAGCUGGGCGUCCUGCGCUCGCGGGAGAAGGUGGUGGACAUCGAGAUCAACGGGGAGCCCGUGGACCUGCACAUGAAGCUGGGGGACAGCGGGGAGGCCUUCUUCGUCCAGGAGCUGGAGAGCGAUGAGGAAGACGUGCCUCCCCGCCUGUGCACGUCACCCAUCCCUUGGGGGGGCCUGGCGGGGUUCCCUUCGGACUCCCCGCUGGGCACCACCAGCGAGCCUGACGCCAGCAUCGCGGGCAUGGCUCCCACUGGGCGGAAGAAGAAACGGCGCAGGAGGAAGACCAAGCGGAAGGAGGACGCGGUGGCCGCCGAUUCUAGUUCAGAGGAGCUGGAGGCAGGCACUGAGAGUGACCCAUCCCUGCUGGAAAAGCCAAGGCCGGAGCCCCCGGGCAGCAUCCAGCCGGAAGGGGAGUCCUCACCGGAGCCCAAAGACAUCUACCCCUACUCUGACGGCGAGUGGCACCCCCAGGCCAGCCUCUCACAGGGUGAGCUAACAUCUCCCAAGAGUGACUCCGAGCUGGAACUGCGGAGCCCCGAACCCAGCCCCCUGAGAGCGGAGUCCCACAUGCAGUGGGCCUGGGGGAGGCUGCCAAAGGUGGGCAAAGCUGAAUGGUCCGAGUCCUCGGUGGUCGCUGAUGCCAAUUCCAGGAUAGCCUCUCCGCCUAAGGGGGCGCCCAGCACCCCCUCCGCCUCUGUGAUUGGCGUGGACCCUCCGGGACCCCCAACCCUGCAGACAGGGGCUGGCACUGACCUUCAGCCUGACACGGAGGCGCCCGCUCUGGCGGGUCCCCCUCUCUCUGCCCCUGAGAGGGAGGAAACCAAGACUCAGAGUUUGGGGGAUGCGGGCCCCCGUCCUCCGUCCAAAUCCUGGAGCUGGGCUGCUUUGGAAGACCCCACUCACACCCGCAAGCCAGAGGGGGUGUCCCAGAGGAAAGGUUCCCUGAAGAGAAGCCAGCACCUGGGCCCCAGUGACAUCUACCUGGAUGACCUGCCCUCCCUGGACUCUGAGAACGCAGCCCUUUACUUCCCCCAGAGCAGCGGUGGGCUGGGGGCCAGGAAGUGGAGUGCUCCUGACAGCGUGAAGCCGCUGGGGGACUGCAACCCCGAGCAGGAGCCAGAGCCCGCUGCGGACACAGCAGGCCCCGUGGUGCUGUCCCUCUGUGGGGGCCUGGCCGACGGCAGGGCCGUCUCCGCGGAGAAGUUCAACCAGCACAUGGUCUCCUACCAGGACCUCGCCCGAAACCCCGGCCUGCUGGACAACCCGAACCUGGUGGUGAAGAUCAACGAGCAGCAUUAUAACUGGGCUGUAGCUGCGCCCAUGAUCCUGUCCCUGCAGGCCUUUCAGAAAAACUUACCCAAGAGCACCGUGGACAAGCUGGAGAAGGAGAAGAUGCCCCGGAAGGGAGGCCGGUGGUGGUUUUCCUGGCGACGCAGGGAUUUCCCGGCCAAGGAGUGCAGCGCCCAGAGGGAGAAAACCACAGCCCGGGAGCAGCAGGGGGAGAAGACAGAAGCCCUGAGCAGUGAGGAUGACACUCUGGACAGCCCCGUCAUCCUGGAGGCCCCCUCCCUGCCCCCCUCGCCCCCAGCCCACGCCCCUGCCUACAAGAAGUCCCUCCGCCUCUCCUCCAGUCAGAUCCGGCGCCUGAACCUGCAGGAAGGUGCCAACGAUGUGGUCUUCAGUGUGACCACCCAGUACCAGGGCACCUGCCGCUGCAGGGCCACCAUCUACCUGUGGAAGUGGGACGACAAGGUGGUCAUCUCCGACAUUGACGGCACCAUCACCAAGUCGGACGCGCUGGGCCACAUCCUGCCCCAACUGGGGAAAGACUGGACACAUCAGGGCAUCACCAGUCUCUACCACAAAAUCCACCUAAACGGGUACAAGUUCCUAUACUGCUCGGCACGGGCCAUCGGCAUGGCCAACCUCACCAAAGGGUACCUGCAGUGGGUGAGCGAGGCGGGCUGCGGCCUCCCCAAGGGCCCCAUCCUGCUGUCCCCCAGCAGCCUCUUCUCCGCCCUGCACAGGGAGGUGAUAGAGAGGAAGCCGGAGGUGUUCAAGAUCGCCUGCCUGAGUGAUGUCCAGCAGCUCUUUCUGCCCCAGCAACAGCCCUUCUAUGCCGCCUUUGGGAACAGGCCCAAUGAUGUCACUGCCUACCGGCAGGUCGGCCUGCCCACCUGCCGCAUCUUCACGGUCAACCCCCGGGGAGAGCUCAGCCAGGAGCUGAUGAAGAACCACAAGUCCACGUACGAGCGGCUCAGCGAGGUGGUCGAACUCCUCUUCCCGCCCGUGGCCCGCGGCCCCAGCACAGACCUGGCCCACCCUGAAUACAGCAACUUCUGCUACUGGCGGGAGCCACUGGCCCCCGUGGACCUUGAUGCCUUGGCCUGA
This is a messenger RNA of Rangifer tarandus platyrhynchus (Svalbard reindeer), 2553 nucleotides long. NCBI's taxonomy places the organism in Eukaryota, Metazoa, Chordata, Mammalia, Artiodactyla, Cervidae. The record is from the annotation of a GenBank genome assembly.